CGGCGGCGGCGCUUGGUGUUUCUGGACCUUCUGAUCUUGAUGGCGCGCGACGGAAGUCUCUCAGACAUGGACAUCCGCGAGGAGGUGGACACCUUCCUCUUCGAGGGGCAUGAUACUACAUCAGCUGGAAUCUCUUUUACCAUCUUCCUAUUGUCGCAGCAUUCUGAUGUCCAAGAAAAAAUAUAUGAAGAACUGAAGAGCAUCUUUGAUACUUCUAAGUCUAUAACACCGAACAUUUCCGAUCUCUCAGAACUGAAAUACUUGGAAAUGGUAAUUAAGGAAUCUCUCCGAUUAUACCCACCAGUGCCUAUAAUCCUUCGAAAUAUGCAGCAAGAGGUCGUACUUCCUGAAUCCCAAGCCGUGCUGCCAGAAGGUACGAGCAUGAUGUUAACACCGUUCGGAAUGCAUCACAAUCCGAAUGUGUACCCGGAUCCGGAGAGGUUCGACCCGGAUCGCUUCUCUGCGGACGAGUGUGCCCGCCGCCACCCUUACGCUUACCUGCCUUUCAGCGCCGGCCCUCGGAACUGCAUUGGUCAGCGCUUCGCCAUGCUGGAGAUGAAGAACGUGAUCGCGAAGCUCGUGUGGAACUUCCGAGUGCUGCCGGAGCCCGGGUUCGAGCCCUCGCUGGUGUGGGAGGUCAUCCUCAAGUCGGAGAACGGGCUCUUAAUUCGUCUGGAGGAGAGACAGCGGGAGUCGAACUGAAGUCUCCAGGCUCCGAUAAUCUUCACACCCCAUC
Messenger RNA from Gryllus bimaculatus (two-spotted cricket), 736 nucleotides. NCBI's taxonomy places the organism in Eukaryota, Metazoa, Arthropoda, Insecta, Orthoptera, Gryllidae. The record is from the annotation of a GenBank genome assembly.